ACAAGCCAGACUGUCUGCAUCUGUUUGCCUUCUUUUCACCCCAAUUACCCCCAAACAGCUGUUCCAAAAUCUGCGGCCAACGUCUUUCAAUAACCAAUUCAAAAAAAAUAAGCUUAAAAAGCAGAUGAAAAAUUAAUUAUUUUCUUCAUUUUAUUUUACAUGACACAUUUUUUUCUAAUUCACUCAAAAAGUAUCGUGUUAAAUAAUUAAAAAUAAUAAAAUAUUAAAUUCCUCUUUAUCCUUCACCAUAAAUAUAUUUAAGAAUUGAUUUAGCUAAAGUUUUAAAAUUAUUUUUUAUUUUAUUUUUAAAUAGCUUUGCCGCAUAAAAUGAAACGGAGAAUCAGAAAAAGAUAAGUAUAAAUAGUGACUCUUAAAAACAUCACAUCAUACAGCCAAGCAGUUUUGUGUUUUGUGGUCUGCACGUAGAGAGAGAGAGAAAGAGAGAAAGGGUCCUUUCUUGCUGGAACACGGGAUCCUUUCAAUUUAGAAAAAAAAAAUCUGUGCUGACAAAUCACAAGCCUGACCUGCAUUUUUCUCUCUGCUGUGUCUCACGAUGGUUGCAGAAGGCUUCAAAGUGGAUUUAGAUAAACCACUUGUAUUCCAGGUUGGCCACCUUGGGGAAGCUUAUCAAGAGUGGGUUCACCAGCCCAUUCCUACCAAGGAAGGUCCUCGAUUUUUUGAAAGUGAUUUUUGGGAGUUUCUGACUCGCACAGUUUGGUGGGCAAUUCCAACCAUAUGGCUUCCAGUUGUGUGCUAUAGCAUCUCCACAUCUAUCCGUAUGGGUUGUACUGUUCCAGAGGUGGCUCUGAUUGUGGCUUUUGGCAUUUUCAUCUGGACAUUGAUGGAAUACACUCUUCAUCGUUUUCUUUUCCACAUCCAUACAACUAGCUAUUGGGGAAACACCUUUCAUUAUCUUCUUCAUGGCUGUCAUCAUAAGCAUCCCAUGGAUGGUCUACGGCUUGUUUUUCCUCCUGCUGCAACAGCUAUUCUCCUUGUACCAUUGUGGAAAUUGGUCAAAUCCCUAGCAACUCCCACUGCUGCUCCUGCUUUGUUUGGAGGUGCUUUAUUAGGCUAUGUUAUGUAUGAUGUAACUCAUUACUACUUGCAUCAUGGACAGCCAACAAUUGGAGUGCCUAAAAGUCUUAAGAAAUAUCACUUGAAUCAUCAUUUUCGUAUUCAGGACAAAGGUUUUGGCAUCACCUCCGCUUUCUGGGACAAAGUGUUUGGAACACUACCACGUUCAAAAUCAGCCAAGAACAGAUGAUUCACUUUUGAUAGGAGAAUCACAGCAUCAACCGCUAUUUAUUAGAAGCCUAUAAUUUCUUUUCCUUUGAAAUCCAGUUCCAAUUUUUUUAUAUGCCACUAUAUUCAUGUUACAGUUUAAUUGGAAGUUGGCAUUUCAGCCUUGUGACAGCGUGUGUAACGGUUACAUAGCUUGGCGGCAAAACAUUGUGUUCAUUAGUCCCUCUAGGUUGUAUUUAUCUUCAUCAUUGGGCUGUAUGUUGGCAAACUAUUGAAUCUUGUACCAGUUUGGCAAUAGGAAAAAUCUGAUGAAUGCAUGGCAA
Capsicum annuum is the source of this 1565-nucleotide messenger RNA. Its product is annotated as dihydroceramide fatty acyl 2-hydroxylase FAH2. The record is from RefSeq and is a predicted model, not a curated record. Bases 554 to 1264 code for a protein of 236 amino acids. Gene Ontology annotation, cellular component: endoplasmic reticulum; membrane. Gene Ontology annotation, biological process: fatty acid metabolic process; lipid biosynthetic process. The transcript has 7 exons. Lineage: Eukaryota; Viridiplantae; Streptophyta; Magnoliopsida; Solanales; Solanaceae. Gene Ontology annotation, molecular function: fatty acid 2-hydroxylase activity; iron ion binding.